Messenger RNA from Bombina bombina (fire-bellied toad), 1434 nucleotides. It is a transcript of the gene NUDT22, whose product is annotated as nudix hydrolase 22. Bases 249 to 1313 code for a protein of 354 amino acids. Gene Ontology annotation, molecular function: GDP-mannose hydrolase activity. The record is from RefSeq and is a predicted model, not a curated record. NCBI's taxonomy places the organism in Eukaryota, Metazoa, Chordata, Amphibia, Anura, Bombinatoridae. The transcript has 6 exons.
CGGUUUCGGCUCCCGCAGCCGGAUGUCACAUACUCCGUUACUAACGUUCCCGUUUGACGUUUGCAACAAAACAUUAUGCAAACAAGGGAAAAUGACGUAUCAACGUACCAUAACUGCAGCUGUCACUUCAAGAGCGUGCGCAUGCGCAGCUUCUAGUCACGAUGUCAUUGGUUGUGAUGUUUUAGAUACGCCGGUUUUACCAACCAAUCAUCUAGUAGGGGCGGGAUUGAGAAUUCCUGUCAGCUUCCAUGGAUCCAGAGAUUUCCAUCCUCUACCGUAGCCCCUCCCCCCAGGGCCUGCCUGAACGGAGAGUGAAUGUCCAGUUAUCCCCUCUCUAUCAGCGGCGCCGGCUGCCCUCACCCCUGGAGGAGCAGAUCCUUCUUGACUGGGAAGAGCGUCAACGCAAGCAGCCUUGGGUCUUCAACGGGGCCAAAUUUAGACUCCAUUCUGUGCAUUCAGAGAAUUCAGUAGAAGAGAACAACAAGACAGAGACUAUAAACACAAAAGAGCCUGGAACGGGGAACAAAUAUCAAACUGAUGAUACCGGGAAGGGAGAAAACGUUAAACAAAAAAAUGAUGUCCAGGAAAUAACUAUUGAUAAGUCAAGAGAACUGGAGGGAGAGUGGAUACAAAAGGACGCUGAUGUAAGUGAGGGUGGAGGGCUCACACUUCAUCUGGCACUUACCUCCUACAGAGACUUCCUUGGUACUAACUGGUCGGGGGAGGCUAUAGCCUUACAGGAGAGAGGAGGGAGGGAGUAUGGAGACCCUCAGGCUUAUCUGGCCCAACCACUUGGUGUUGGAGCUGCUUUGGAAUGCAGUGAUGGACGCUUUGUGCUACUGAGAAGGAGCCACAUAGUCGGUGAAGCUCCAGGACAGUUGGAUGUACCGGGAGGACACCCAGAGCCCAAGGCUGUUGCACCCAAUGUUCCAGAGGACGAACUGUCCCUAGAAGUCCUUAAACCAGAAUUGGUCAUCAGAGAACUGUUCUCAUCAAUACUGGCAGAGAUAAGAGAUGAGGUUAACCUGCCGCUCUGGACGCUCAGUGACCCUCUGCUUUUGGGUAUUGCUCGUAAUCAUACCAGUGCAGGACGCCCUAGUGCCGAGUUUUAUGUCAGGUGCAGUCUGAGCUCCGAAGAGGUACAGCAGAGGUAUCUACAGGGGGGUGUGGAGGCGCAUGAGUCUACUGAGAUUAAAUUUAUUAGCAGAGAGGAGAUGCUGAAUCUGGAGAAAUCUGAGUUAUGGAAGGAGCUGUGUCCUUCAGCGAAGGGCUGUGUGAAACUUUACUUGUUAGUGCGAGAGCAGCAGUCCUAACGCAGACAAUUUAUACAGUGUCUCCCAAAACUCUUUACUCCGCAGUACACACUUUAACUUUCUUAAUCAUUAUGUACAUUAUUAUAAUUAUUAUUUUUGUAAUAAAGCAGUUUUUCCUUUA